This is a messenger RNA of Periophthalmus magnuspinnatus, 1205 nucleotides long. Its product is annotated as lysozyme g-like. The coding region runs from base 208 to 768 and encodes 186 amino acids. The record is from RefSeq and is a predicted model, not a curated record. Lineage: Eukaryota; Metazoa; Chordata; Actinopteri; Gobiiformes; Gobiidae. Gene Ontology annotation, biological process: peptidoglycan catabolic process. Gene Ontology annotation, molecular function: lysozyme activity. The transcript has 7 exons.
GGUAAUUCUCCCUCCCAAGAGCAUGGGUUAGCCAGCAAGGUAAUUCUCCCUCCCAAAAGUAUGCAAGUGAACACUAAUUAGGUUACCCCAAAAGCUAAAAUAUAGGACACCCCUCCUUGUUAGCACCCAGUGGUCUGCCCUGGAACAUUCUUAAGGUGCUUCGGCUCCCCGGGGACUCGUUUGGCCGAAACAUCUAAGGCAGACAACAUGGACAUCAGUAUCAUUAAAGAUGCUAAAGGCGCGUCCCUGACAACAGCCAAUCAGGACAACCUCGGAUAUGAAGGAAAGGAUGCAUCUCGACAACUGGCAAUGACUGAUUUGGAAAGAAUGAGGACAUACAAGAAUAUGAUCACAGUCGUGGGACAGGAGCUUGGGAUCGACCCAGCGCUCAUCGCAGGGAUCAUCUCCAGAGAAUCACGGGCUGGAAACGCUCUACAGAAUGGCUGGGGAGAUCAUGGCAGAGCUUGGGGGCUGAUGCAGGUUGAUGUGACUCCAAAUGGAGGAGGACACACAAGGGUGGGAGAUUGGGACAGUGUGGAGCAUGUGCGUCAGGCCACAGGGAUCCUCAUCUAUUUUAUUGGACGCAUUCGUGGGAAAUUUCCAACCUGGACAGAAGCGCAGCAUCUUAAAGGAGCAAUUGCUGCAUACAAUAUGGGAGACGGGAACGUCAAGAGCUAUGAAGAGGUGGAUAAAUACACAACCGGUCAAGACUACUCCAACGAUGUAGUGAUCAGGGCUCAGUGGUUCAAAGAAAAUCUUUUUUGUUAAUGUGGAUCAAUCAUAGACUGUAUAUAUAAAUUGACAUAACUACUGCACUAGCCAGCGUGUUCCAAAUAAAAAGUGAGCACAUGCAUGUUUCCGGCUCCAUUGAUUCACUUUACAUUGAAAAAUUGUGUCCCCUCUCUCUGUAACUGCUGCUUUCAGACUUGUCAUUUUGGUCUUAAAUGUUCGUAUUAACCCACUCUACAUGAUCAUGGUGUUUUUAUUUCACUAUUGUGUCUGUAAAUCAAGAUAUGAACAUUAAUAACAGACAAAUCAGACUCCUUUUCCUGAGGUGGCUCCCGUGAGUAUAAACAGGUUUGAUUGACAGCAUUGCUAAGUGCCUGCUCCCUUCUCCAGAUUGGCUCUUUGGUUGCUAUGAUACUCGUGGUCAGAAUUCCAAAUAUGGGACUCUGUUCUAAAUUGGCCCCUAAAACGGCUAACCU